This is a messenger RNA of Patiria miniata (bat star), 2883 nucleotides long. Its product is annotated as laccase-1-like. The record is from RefSeq and is a predicted model, not a curated record. Gene Ontology annotation, molecular function: copper ion binding; oxidoreductase activity. Gene Ontology annotation, cellular component: plasma membrane. Gene Ontology annotation, biological process: iron ion transport. Lineage: Eukaryota; Metazoa; Echinodermata; Asteroidea; Valvatida; Asterinidae. The transcript has 9 exons. Bases 702 to 2738 code for a protein of 678 amino acids.
AGGGCUUAUUGGGAAUUCGCGACUAUUGUGGGAUUUUUUUUUUUAUUGGACUAUUCAUGAUGAAUACGUGACUGGAACGACAAAUAUUUAACUACUUUUGUGGUUUAACUUAGCCUCUUGACCGACUGUUGAAAGCAGGAAAGUUAGUCAAUUCGAUUGACUCCUAUUGUAAAUCUGUCCAUGUUUACGCUCUGGCGAGUGACUGGUAUUUGAAAGUUUUGGCGCUUCGGGGUAUUAUCGAGUCAACCUUUUUUGCUUUUCACUUCUGAAAGAGUUCGAUCGUACUCUCUGACUAGGUACAAGGACAAGCUUUGUGUUUGCUGGGUCAAAAAAUACGAGCUAUUAAUCAUCGAUUGUGUCCAUGGUACAAUAUAAACCCUGUUGGUGAGUAGAACUAAGACCGUGGCUUCAGCCUCUCGGUGUUUUUUAGGAGAAAUUUAAGGUCGCAUGGCGACACCACAGACACGGUCAAAUGAUUUUUGACAACUUGCUCAAUGAGCGACACUGACAGUAUGAAAUUCAAAUCACUCCAGUUCUGGAGAGUUGGGCAAACAGGAAAGAAACAGUUGGACAUUUGAACAACUUUGAAGCAUAUCUCACUUCUAAAAAGGCACUGAGCGUUAACUGCAUCUAUCAACGGAGGUAGUCGAGAUAGAUAUUUUGUCAGAUAAAUCGGUGAGAGAAGGUACGAUUUUCCAACCAUGGCACCCACAACUAUUCAAACAACCGUCGGGCUAGUUUUUGGCAUUCUUUUAGCUUUCCUGAUGUGGACUCCAUCAACUGCAGCAUUGAGCAAGGAAGAUUUGAACCACGAGUGUUUGCGAAACUGCGACUGGCCUCCGAAGCCUCUGAUCUGCCGGUACGAGUUUACGGUGGAGUGGUCGUACAGCAUGUCCAAGGCUUGCUACGAUUGUCCCUUCAACGUGAGCGAUUGUCACCGGCCGCACUGCUUCACCCUCGACGGUGCGCCACGGGCGGUUGCCGUUGUCAAUAGGCAGUUCCCCGGACCGCACAUUCAGGUUUGUGAGCACGACACCGUCAUUGUGAAGGUCAACAACUUGUUGCUCAACGCCGAGGGCGUCACGAUUCACUGGCAUGGGUUGCACCAGCGCGGGACGCCGUACAUGGACGGGACAGCCUCGGUGACGCAGUGCUCCGUACCGGCCGGUUCGAGCUUUACCUACGAGUUCACGGCUGAUACACCUGGCACGCAUUGGUGGCACUCACACUCUGGUCUCCAGCGAUCGGACGGGAUCUUUGGCCCUUUUAUCGUCGCACAGUCUUCUCCCGAUGACCCCCACAGUAACCUGUAUGACUAUGACCUUCCAGAGCACGUGGUGUUGGUCCACGAUUGGAUUGAUGAGCUUGCUGUUAACCGUUACGCUGGGCACCACCUUAGUUCCCUGCCUGGUUCCCCCGAGUCGGUCUUAAUCAACGGGAGGGGGCAAAAAAUAGAGUUCUUCGACCAAGAUACCAAUCAGACCGUCAAGACGCCCAGGGAGACCUUCGAAGUCCAGCAGGGGAAGCGGUAUCGCUUCCGCACCAUAAGCAACGCCAUCUUGGAUUGCGCCAUAGAGGUGUCGGUGGAUGGUCACAACCUGACGGUUAUUGCAAGCGAUGGGGCCCCGUUCGAACCUGUUGAGGUGUCUCGUUUCGUCCUCUACGGAGGGGAGAGGUUCGAUUUCAUCCUGGAUGCCAACCAACCUGUUGGCAAGUACUGGAUGAGGGUCAGGGCUGUCGGGUUCUGCACAGGGGCCAACGUUCAAGCAUUGGCCGCCGUGGUCUACGACGGUGCUGCUGGUGAGCCUGUGACUCCUGAGGGUUCCCCACCCAACCGAGAAGGGGUCAUCCUGAACCCAGUCAAUCAAUCACCAUCGGCAACAGUGAGGAACGUCAACCAGCUCGUUGCAAUAGAAAAGGAAGGAGAAAGUUCCCUCGACACCGUCUACCGGACCGUUUACUUGGGCUUAGACUUUGAGAAAGUCAACAAUCCCAUCUACAACCAUCCAGUGUACUACCCAUCCCACGCGGUGUCACGUCGAGACAGGACCUACACCACUCAAAUCAACUACGUGUCCUUCAAACCGCUUGCAUCGCCGCCGUUGACGCAGUACGAUGACAUCAGCGAGUUUGAAAUAUGCACCCUGGAGUCCACGAUGCCCAUGAGAGACCAUUGCCAGCAGGAGUACUGCGAGUGCACCCACGUCAUUGAAGUGGAAUUCGGAAAGACGAUUGAGUUGGUGCUCGUUGAUGAAGGGAAGCCAUUCGAAGGCACACACCCCAUGCACCUGCACGGCUAUAAUUUCCACGUGGUGUCCAUGGAGAAGUUAGGCACCAAGACCACGGUGGAGGAAGUCAUGGCUCUCGAUCAGGCUGGAGGAAUAGUUCGGAAUUUCACCAAAGCACCAAGGAAAGACACAGUGAUAGUUCCCGACGGUGGAUACACGGCCGUGCGCUUCGUAGCAGACAACCCUGGCUGGUGGCUCUUGCAUUGCCACUUGGAGUUCCACAAUACGAUUGGAAUGGCUGUGAUGGUACAUGUUGGGAACGAUGAAGACCUUCCACCAAAGCCCAAGGAUUUCCCCCGAUGCGGUAAUUGGUACCCACACGGUGACACAGGCCCGACCCCUACUCGAACCCCAACACCUGCCGGGGCCUCGGCGCGUCUCUCCCCAUCGCUCGGGGCGGCCGUGCUGCUGUGUUUCCUCGUCCGUUUCACCGUAUUGCUUUUUGUGUGAAGUGUACACACACUUGCACAAACAGUCCUUGGAGUUUAAACACUCUUUUUUGGGUACCCACUUUUUUUUCAAACGUUUAGUCUAAGACAUAUUUAGAUUGUUUGCAUAGUAUGGAAAGCUUGUGACUGCCAUCAAUAAUAACUUC